Messenger RNA from Theobroma umbraticum, 648 nucleotides. Its product is annotated as agamous-like MADS-box protein AGL62. Lineage: Eukaryota; Viridiplantae; Streptophyta; Magnoliopsida; Malvales; Malvaceae. Gene Ontology annotation, molecular function: RNA polymerase II cis-regulatory region sequence-specific DNA binding; protein dimerization activity; DNA-binding transcription factor activity, RNA polymerase II-specific. The record is from RefSeq and is a predicted model, not a curated record. Gene Ontology annotation, biological process: regulation of transcription by RNA polymerase II.
AUGCUUAACCAGCAGAAAAUGGCAAACCAGUGUUGCGGAGACGGCGAGGAGGGAAAGAAGAAACCUGCAGGGAAAACCAAAGGCCGGCAAAGGAUUGAGAUCAAGCAACUUGAAAAGAAAAGCAACUUGCAUGUGACUUUUUCGAAGCGCCGGAAGGGUCUCUUCAAGAAAGCGAGCGAGCUUUGCAUCUUGUCUGGUGCAAAAAUCGGCAUUAUCGUGCUAUCUCCAAGUCCUAGAGAAAAGCCUUUCUGUUUUGGUCAUCCCGACAUCGACACGGUCCUGGAUCAAUAUCUCAGUGGAAACCCAGCUUUUGAUGAUGAUGAUGACAACAGUCAAGAUUAUGCAACAUUAACAGAUCUUCCAGGUUUUGAAGAAAUCUACACGCAGUAUGAAGAGUCGUUGAAGGAGCUGGAGAAGGAAAAGAAGCGUGGAAAGGAGAUAGAACAGGCACAGAACGUGGAAAACAAUGACGGGUUUUGGUGGGACGAGGCUAUUGAUGGUAUGGGGGCAGAGGAGCUUGAGGCCUACAUGAAGGCUAUGGAGAAGCUGAAGAAUAAUCUGAUUGUAAGGGCCAGUGCUUUGACGAUGGCUAAUGUCAUGGAGACUGCUGUCCAGGCUGACCAUAGUUAUGGUUUCGGAGGUUCAUAG